CUUGAUCGUGAUGCUCAAAGACUCAGAGAUCUUGGUUACAAGCAAGAGUUCAAGCGAGAAAUCAGUCUUUUUGUCCAGGCUGGCUUUUCUUUCUCCACAAUGGCUGUCUUGCCCAAUUGGCUAGUUGGUUUUGGUGGAUGUCUAAGUGCGGGUGGCCCGAGUUCUCUUUUCUGGGGAUGGGUUGUUGUAGUUCCUUUUGUUGCAUGUAUUGGAUUGUCUAUGGCUGAGGUCAUUUCAGCUUACCCGCUGGCGGGUGGAAUUUAUUCUUGGUGUUACAUGCUCAGUAACAAGAAAUGGGCUCCUUUCAUGGCAUGGAUCAGUGGUUACCUUUACUUGACUGGUUUAAUUACGGCCAACAUGACACUCGCUUGGUCUGCAACAGAUUUUAUUUAUGGUAUUGCUAAUCUUUAUCUGGAGACUCAAAUCACAUCUCAAGGCGCAUUUGUUGGUCUUUACUGUGGUAUGUUUGUUCUUGCUACUGGUUACAACUGCCUUGGAAUGAAAUUCAGUACCUAUCUCAACAAGUUCAUGGUAUUUUGGGUUUUUAUUGGUACUAUCAUUGUUGUUAUUACUGUUCCUGUCAUGGCCCCAACCCACACCUCUGCAAAGUGGGUUUUUACUGAAUUCAUGAAUGGCACUGGUUAUGACAACUUGGGACUUGUAUUUUUCCUUGGACUUCUCCAAGCCGGUUGGACAUUGGUUGGAUAUGAAUGUGGUGCUCAGAUUGUUGAAGGAACCAAGAACGCCGAGGUUGCAGCACCGCGUGGAAUUAUUCUAUGUAUUGGAAGUGCAAUCGUACAAGGAUUUGUGCUUAUUAUUGCGGUCCUGUUCUCUAUCCAAGACGUGGAUGAGCUUCUUGAGUCUCCUAUGCCGAUUGCCACAUUCUUUUUGCGAUCGACUUCUAAACCCCUGACUGCGUUCUUUUUGGUGAUUUUGCUAGUAGCCCAGUUUGGCUCGUUGUGCAACUCAAUUCUUGCCACUGGCCACCUCUUUUGGGCCCUUGCUCGUGAUGGCUGUGUUCCUUUUCACAGAUCGCUUUAUCAAUUGUCAGAUAACCAUAUUCCUGUUCGUGCCCUAAUUUUACAAAUGGCGAUUUCUAUUAUUGUCAUUAUGCCUUCUUUUGGAACCAUGAUUUAUUGGAAAGCUAUUAUGAGCACUGCAGUAAUUUGUAUUAAUAUCUCAUAUGGUCUUCCUCUCGUUUGCCGCUUGAUUUGGACUCGAAAGGAUAUGCCCAAGGGUCCUUUUAAUCUCCAUGGCUGGAGUAUCCCAUUAAACAUCUUGAGUGUAUUUUGGAUUUUGUUCUUUGGUGUUAUUUUGUGUGUUCCCUCUUAUCACCCUGUGGAGGCAGAGACCAUGAAUUGGGCAAGUUUGAUGAUAGGUGCGGUAUCGAUCUUUGCCUUGUGUUUCUGGUUUAUCUCUGGUCGAAAGAACUAUAAAGGACCAGUU
This is a messenger RNA of Phycomyces blakesleeanus NRRL 1555(-), 1446 nucleotides long. RefSeq lists its product as hypothetical. Gene Ontology annotation, biological process: transmembrane transport. The transcript is spliced from 10 exons. The record is from RefSeq and is a predicted model, not a curated record. Gene Ontology annotation, cellular component: membrane. Gene Ontology annotation, molecular function: transmembrane transporter activity. The annotation marks the transcript as partial. Lineage: Eukaryota; Fungi; Mucoromycota; Mucoromycetes; Mucorales; Phycomycetaceae.